Messenger RNA from Fukomys damarensis (Damara mole-rat), 1527 nucleotides. RefSeq names its product olfactory receptor 5M3. Gene Ontology annotation, biological process: G protein-coupled receptor signaling pathway; sensory perception of smell. Gene Ontology annotation, molecular function: olfactory receptor activity; G protein-coupled receptor activity; odorant binding. Gene Ontology annotation, cellular component: membrane. Bases 1 to 1527 code for a protein of 508 amino acids. The record is from RefSeq and is a predicted model, not a curated record. The transcript has 2 exons. Lineage: Eukaryota; Metazoa; Chordata; Mammalia; Rodentia; Bathyergidae.
AUGGAAAGGCUCAACAUUACAGUUGUGACAGAAUUUAUUCUGUUGGGAUUGACCAGUCGUUGGGAAUUGCAAGUGCUCUUUUUCAUCCUGUUUCUGGUGGUCUACAUUGUCACAAUGCUGGGCAAUAUUGCCAUGAUCGUGUUAAUUUGGGUCAGCCCCCAGCUCAGCAGCCCCAUGUACUUUUUCCUGAGCCAUCUGUCAUUUAUUGAUGUCUGUUUUUCAUCCAAUGUCACCCCUAAAAUGCUGGAAAACCUACUGUCAGAGACAAAAACAAUUUCGUACGCUGGUUGUUUAGUGCAGUGUUUCUUCUUCAUUGCCCUUGUCCAUGUCGAGAUCUUCAUUCUUUCUGUGAUGGCCUUUGAUAGAUACAUGGCAAUCGGGAAGCCUCUGCUGUAUGGAAGCAAAAUGUCCAGGGCUGUCUGCAUGCGGCUCAUUUCCUUCCCCUAUGUCUAUGGCUUUCUCACUAGUCUGGCAGCAACAUUAUGGACUUAUGGCUUGUAUUUCUGUGGGAAAAUCGAGAUCAACCACUUCUACUGUGCAGAUCCACCUCUCAUCAAAAUGGCCUGUGCUGGGACCUUUGUGAAAGAAUAUACAAUGCUCAACCUUACUGUUGUGACAGAAUUCAUUCUGUUGGGAUUGACCAGUCACCGGGAAUGGCAAGUGCUCUUCUUCACCCUGUUUCUGGUGGUCUACAUUGUCACAAUGCUGGGCAAUAUUGCCAUGAUCGUGUUAAUUCGGGUCAGCCCCCAGCUCAGCAGCCCCAUGUACUUUUUCCUGAGCCAUCUGUCAUUUAUUGAUGUCUGUUUUUCAUCCAACGUCACCCCUAAGAUGCUGGAAAAUCUGUUGUCAGAGACAAAAACAAUUUCAUACGCUGGUUGUUUAGUGCAGUGUUUCUUCUUCAUUGCCCUUGUCCAUGUCGAGAUCUUCAUUCUUGCUGUGAUGGCCUUUGAUAGAUACAUGGCAAUCGGGAAGCCUCUGCUGUAUGGAAGCAAAAUGUCCAGGGCUGUCUGCAUGCGGCUCAUUUCCUUCCCCUAUGUCUAUGGCUUUCUCACUAGUCUGGCAGCAACAUUAUGGACUUAUGGCUUGUAUUUCUGUGGGAAAAUCGAGAUCAACCACUUCUACUGUGCAGAUCCACCUCUCAUCAAAAUGGCCUGUGCUGGGACUUUUGUGAAAAAAUACACAAUGCUCAUUCUUGCAGGCAUUAAUUUGAGUUGCUCUCUGAGUGUAGUAAUCAUCUCCUAUCUUUUCAUUCUCAUAGCCAUUGUAAGAAUGCGGUCAGCAGAAGGGAGGCGGAAAGCCUUUUCCACCUGUGGCUCCCACCUGACAGCUGUCAGUACAUUUUAUGGUACCCUGAUCUUCAUGUAUCUCCGACGACCCACUGAGGAGUCAGUGGAGCAGGGCAAGAUGGUGGCUGUCUUCUACUCCACGGUGAUCCCCAUGUUGAACCCCAUGAUCUACAGCCUGAGGAACAAGGAUGUGAAAGAAGCCAUGAACAAAGCCAUCAGUAGGAUAUUUUUAACUAAAUGA